Messenger RNA from Arthroderma uncinatum, 2964 nucleotides. Its product is annotated as cytoskeleton assembly control protein Sla2. NCBI's taxonomy places the organism in Eukaryota, Fungi, Ascomycota, Eurotiomycetes, Onygenales, Arthrodermataceae. The record is from RefSeq and is a predicted model, not a curated record. Gene Ontology annotation, biological process: clathrin coat assembly; endocytosis; actin filament organization. Bases 1 to 2964 code for a protein of 987 amino acids. The transcript has 10 exons. Gene Ontology annotation, molecular function: clathrin-cargo adaptor activity; phosphatidylinositol-3,4-bisphosphate binding; actin filament binding. Gene Ontology annotation, cellular component: actin cortical patch; clathrin-coated vesicle.
AUGAGCAGAACCGAAGCAGACCUAACGGUCAACAUCCGCAAAGCUACUAGCAUCGAGGAAACGGCUCCCAAACGAAAACAUGUGCGGAGCUGUAUUGUAUAUACGUGGGACCACAAGUCCUCGAUGUCCUUCUGGUCUGGCAUGAAAGUCCCCUUAGCUGUUGAGUGCGCAUUGCUUAUUUACCGCGUUUAUGUUAGACAACCGAUUCUCGCCGAUGAAGUCCAGACCUUUAAAGCCCUUAUUACGAUCCAUAAAGUCUUGCAGGAAGGCCAUCCGGUAACCGUGAGAGAAGCACAGGAAAAUGUUACAUGGCUGGACAGCUUGAUGAGAGGGGUGACCGGCGAGGGGCUUCGAGGUCUCUUUGAAUAUGAGGAAUACAUCAGCCUCAAGUCCAUCAAUGAUCCAAAUGAGGGUUAUGAAACGAUUACCGACCUCAUGACACUCCAAGACCAGAUUGAUACCUUCCAAAAACUUAUCUUCUCGCAUUUCCGAGGUGGUGCAAAUAACGAGUCAACUGGGGACGACGAAGCAUUGGAGCCUCUCCGUGGCCGAUAUGACGCCCAACAUUAUCGGCUAGUUCGAUUUUAUUACGAAUGUUCGAAUUUAAGAUACCUUACAAGUUUAAUCACUGUUCCAAAACUUCCACCGCAGCCACCAGGUCUACUCGGUGAAGAUGAUGAGCGGCCCAAUCUUCCAAGGCGUCCAGCCAACGAGCCCGAACGGGAGCCAACUCCUCCACCAAAGGCAACUAUCCCUGACGCGGAACCAAUCAACGACUUCUGGUCGACAGAGGCCAAACGCCAGCAGGAGGAGUACGAAGCCGAGCAACGUCGACUCCAAAGCCAGUGGGAAGAACAGCAGCGUGGCCAGUUACUUGCACAACAACAAGCGCAGCGUGAUUUUGAAGAGCAGCAGAGGUUGCAGGCCGAGCAACAGAGACUAGCACAGGAACAGUUGAUGGCCAAUCAAUACCAGCAACAAACCCAAGGAAGACUGGCGGAACUUGAACAAGAGAAUCUGAAUGCGCGUGCACAAUAUGAGCGGGACCAGCUGAUGCUCCAGCAGUAUGACAAACGCAUGAAAGAUCUCGAAGAGCAGCUGAACCAACUCAACACAAACUUCAAUUCACAGAAUGCUUCCAAGGAUGAUCUUAUUCGAUCUCUUCAAGAGCAACUCAACACCUGGCGCACAAAGUACGAGGCUCUGGCAAAGCUGUACUCUCAGCUACGACAAGAACAUCUAGAUCUCCUACAAACUACCAAGUCCCUGAAGUUGAAGGCCGCAUCUGCGCAAGAAGCAAUUGAUAAGCGAGAGCGCCUUGAACGGGAGAUGAAGACUAAGAAUCUAGAACUUGCCGAUAUGAUCAGAGAGCGUGAUAGGGCUUUACAUGACAAGGACCGCGUUACUGGUGGUAACCGUGAGGAAGUAGAGAAAUUGAAGAGGGGGCUACGCAUGGCUAUUGAGCGAGCAGAAAAUGCCGAACGUGCUAAAGGAUCGGAAAUUUCCGCAAUGCUCUCUAAGUAUAACCGUGAAAUGGCUGACCUCGAAGAGGCCCUCAGGAACAAAACACGGGCCCUCGAGGAAUUCCAUUCGAGCAGUGGCGAGCUGAACGAGGACCAUGAUCUCAUGCUCCGAGAAAAGGACGAGGAGAUCGAAAUCUACAAGUCCGGUAUGGAGCAGGCAUUGACAGAGCUGGAGGAAUUGAGAUUGAGCCAAGGAGACGCGGAUAAGGCCCUCGACAGUCAAAUUGAUGACGUCCUUAGCGGCUCUAUCUCCAAGGUCAACGACAUCAUUGACUCUGUCCUUCAAAGUGGUGUACAGCGAGUAGAUGAUGCGCUCUAUGAACUGGAUUCUACAAUGCAGGCUGGAAACCAAAAUGCCUCUCCCUCUUAUGUGCUGUCACAGAUUGAAAAAGCAUCUGCUAGCGCUACUGAAUUCUCGACCGCCUUCAACAACUUCAUCGCCGAUGGACCAAACAGUGCACAUGCAGAAAUCAUCCGUACCGUGAGCGUGUUCUCUGGAUCUAUCGCGGACGUCCUGAGUAAUACCAAGGGUUUGACGCGAUUCGCAACGGACGACAAGAAAGCUGACCAACUCAUCAACGCCGCCCGAUCCCCUGCACAAUCCACUAUGACAUUCUUCCGUGGCCUGCAAUCAUUCAGACUCCAAGGUCUUGAGCCUCUCCAGAAGACAGAUGUGGUUAUCAACAACAACCACGAAGUCCUCAUGAAUCUUCAGAAGCUCUCCAAGCUCGUCGAUACGUUUGCUCCAAAGAGCAACAAGCUUACCGGCGCUGGCGACCUAGGCGACAUUGUCGACCGUGAAUUGACUAACGCUGCUAACGCAAUUGAAGCUGCAGCAGCACGACUAGCCAAGCUCAAGAAGAAGCCUCGCGAUGGUUACUCGACUUACGAACUCCGCAUCCACGAUUCUAUCCUCGAAGCGUCUAUUGCGGUAACAACGGCCAUCGCCGAGCUGAUCAAAGCUGCCACCGCGUCUCAGCAAGAAAUUGUCAAGGAAGGCCGAGGUAGCUCUUCCAGAACGGCGUUUUACAAGAAGAACAACCGAUGGACCGAAGGAUUGAUCUCCGCCGCUAAGGCCGUGGCGACUUCGACGAACACAUUGAUCGAAACUGCCGACGGAGUUAUUUCUGGCCGAAACUCGCCAGAGCAAUUGAUUGUUGCCAGUAACGAUGUGGCGGCCAGUACAGCCCAGCUUGUGGCAGCCAGUCGAGUCAAGGCUACAUUCAUGAGCAAGACACAGGAUCGAUUGGAAACGGCCAGUAAAGCCGUUGGAUCCGCCUGUAGAAGUCUAGUCAGACAAGUGCAAGAGAUCAUCGCAGAGAAGAAUCGCAAUGAGACCGAAGCCAUCGACUACACCAAGUUGAGCGGACAUGAGUUCAAAGUACGAGAGAUGGAGCAGCAGGUAUGGGUCCCCGUUCCACAAUCCAUCCCCUCUUUCUAA